AAAUGAUGUUUUGAUUUUAUACUGUACACAUUUUACAAUAUAUCUAUAUAUAUUUUAUGGACUUUACCCUUUUAACCUAAUAAUAAAAUGCCACGAGAUGAAUACUCGAAUCCAUUACUGCAAAACUUUUUUAUUGAAAGACUCAAUCAAGAGAACAUGAAAUGUAUGAAGUGGUUCCUUAGACAUAAAGACAAAAUUAUUAAGAAUGCACCAAACGUUGAGGAUUGCAAGCAUUAUACCACUGAGCAAAUAGCUCAGGCACAAAUAGAGGCCGGUUUGAAAAUGUUUGCUGAACAAAAUAAAGUUAGCGCACGCUUUAGGAGAAAAAGUACGCUCAAGGAUGAAGCCAAUACAACUACUGUAAACGAAUUCUUUGAGAAAAGAGAAGAAUCUCCAAUUAUGGAACCAGUUUACCCAAAAGAGUCAAGCAUUCUUUACACGGAACUAUCAGCCGGUGGUGGACGAAACGCAUACCUUAACACAAGAUACCGCAAGCUACCUGAGGAAAAGUAUACCUCUUGUGUGACAACAAGCAACAUGUAUGGAUGGAAAAUUAACGAAACUGAAUUAAAAAGUAGUCCGCGAAAGCAUAAUCGCUAUUCCAUAUUUAUGCAUGAUCUUUUCAGACGUUCAGGAGCUUACCCAGAUCCUCCAGAUUCCUUACAGCCAACAGAUGCCCAGUAUAGUAGUUGUCUUGGAUUUUAAUAACAUCAAUAUCUCCCCAACUCCCGUUGUGAAAAUAAUAGUAUUUUGGUUGGAAUCUCUUCAAAACUAACGUUAUGGCAACAGAAU
This is a messenger RNA of Spodoptera exigua (beet armyworm), 792 nucleotides long. NCBI's taxonomy places the organism in Eukaryota, Metazoa, Arthropoda, Insecta, Lepidoptera, Noctuidae. The record is from the annotation of a GenBank genome assembly.